AUGUCUCUCCUCUCCCGGCAUCUAGAGCAAAUCUCCCUCUGCUCAGAAUCAAUAGCAAGCCUCCCCUUCCCCCCACCCAAAAUCUUCACCAACGCCCUCCUCUCCACCCCCGACAUAACCUCUCUAAUCCGCGACACCGAGCCCCACGAACGCGCCCUCUUCUCCGUCCCUCCGCCGCCCCCGCACCUCACCUCUUCAAACCCAUUCCCCGACACCAAUAAAUCCUCGCGCCGCCAAACAGUCUUCAGCGUUGCCUCGGGAGGAGAAGUAACGACAUCGUCCGGCCCUUCACGUGUCCCGCGCAGGAACACGGCUGUUGCUGCUGUGCUAGGACCAGAGCUACAUCAGGAGGUUAGGAAGACCGAGGGGAAAGGGGACAUUGAUAUUGAGGUGUUGCUGAGGGGCGUAGAGAAGCUUAAUGCUGUGUUUGAGGUGAGGGGAGUGCCGGAACGGGUACAUAAUGUGAGGUCGAAGUAUGGGAGGCUGAAGGACAGUGUUGAAUUUUAUGAGAGGAAGGCGCAGAGACUAGGCAGGGACUUGGAGGGAAUUAACAGGGGGGGAUCGGUGGGAUGA
Molecule: messenger RNA, 573 nt
Organism: Lachnellula hyalina
Lineage: Eukaryota; Fungi; Ascomycota; Leotiomycetes; Helotiales; Lachnaceae
Exons: 2
Coding region: 1-573 (190 amino acids)
Biological process (GO): attachment of spindle microtubules to kinetochore
Cellular component (GO): DASH complex; spindle microtubule
Source: RefSeq, a predicted model, not a curated record